Pyricularia pennisetigena is the source of this 333-nucleotide messenger RNA. RefSeq lists its product as uncharacterized. The record is from RefSeq and is a predicted model, not a curated record. NCBI's taxonomy places the organism in Eukaryota, Fungi, Ascomycota, Sordariomycetes, Magnaporthales, Pyriculariaceae. Bases 1 to 333 code for a protein of 110 amino acids. The transcript has a single exon.
AUGUACCUCUGGUGCUACCACAGGGUCCUGCGCGGUGACCACCACACCGUUGCCCAUAUGCACGGGUGGCCUAAUGGUGGGUCCCUGCCUUGUCUCAUCAUUGCCGACAACGUCUACCUCAAGCCCCGUACAGACAACGACAGAGGGGACAACAGUCGCCUCCUCAACUUUGCCAAUCUGCACCGGUGGUGCAUUGUCGGAGCCAUGCAGAGUUCUGCCACUGCCUACAAAGAACUCGACCUCUGCAUCAUCACUACCACUGUGUACCGGAGGCCCGAUGACAGAGCCUUGUCGGGUCCCACCACUCGGCAACAUCAGCAGCAGCAACAGUAA